AUGGCGGCAGAAACACCCAUCCAGCAGAACAUGCAGUCCCGGAACGCCGACUACGCUUCCAGCUUCGACAAGGGACACCUUGCCCUUCCGCCGGCAAAGAGCUACCUCGUCGUAACGUGCAUGGACGCGCGCAUCGACCCAGCUGCAUCCUUCGGCAUCGAUCUCGGCGACGCCCACAUCAUCCGCAACGCAGGGGCCAACGCGCGCGACGCCCUGCGCUCCGUCGUCAUCUCCCAGCAGCUCCUGGGCACCAAAGAGAUCCUGCUCGUCAAGCACACCGGCUGCGGCAUGCUGACCUUCACGAACGAGGACGCUCGCGCCAUCGCAGAGAAGAAUCUGGGUGCGCACGUCCGCGCGGAGGCCGGUGCCAUUGACUUUCAGCCGUUUCCGGACCUGGAGGAGGCUGUGAGGUCGGAUGUGGACUGGCUGCGAGCCCAGAGCCUGGUGCUUCCGGGGAUCCCGAUCUCUGGUUGGGUGUAUGAAGUUGAGACGGGAAAAGUGAGACGAGUUGUCUGA
Messenger RNA from Ophidiomyces ophidiicola, 516 nucleotides. RefSeq lists its product as uncharacterized. The record is from RefSeq and is a predicted model, not a curated record. Gene Ontology annotation, molecular function: carbonate dehydratase activity; zinc ion binding. NCBI's taxonomy places the organism in Eukaryota, Fungi, Ascomycota, Eurotiomycetes, Onygenales, Onygenaceae. The transcript is spliced from 2 exons. The coding region runs from base 1 to 516 and encodes 171 amino acids.